Molecule: messenger RNA, 741 nt
Organism: Paramecium tetraurelia
Lineage: Eukaryota; Ciliophora; Oligohymenophorea; Peniculida; Parameciidae
Exons: 2
Source: RefSeq, a predicted model, not a curated record
AUGAGACCAGGGGAAAUUUUUGAAAAGUACAUCAGUCAAGCCCCAGAUUUUGUGCCACAGAAGAAUUAAUCGUACACUCUAUAGGAGGAUCUCAAAAUCAUGCUGGCCCUCAAAGACAUCAGCAUAGUUCAGUCUAAGAAUUUUAGGGACAUUGAGGAAAGCCAAGUAGUCAAAAGAACUUACAAUUCAAUCAAGAAUAGAUAUAUGGAUUAUCUCCAAUAUCUAACCCAAGAGAAUAUGGAUCAAAUUGCUUAACAUUUAAAUGAACAUGGAUUGGUGGGAUAUUUGUUAUUUAGCAAUACGCAACCCAGAGAAUUGUUGAAGGUGGUCAAUUUGGAUCCCAAAAUCAUGGACAAGGAAAAAAAGAAGUUGGAGGAAGAACUCGAUAUCAAUAAGUAGCAAAAGGUGAAAGUUGAACACAAAAAACAAUUGGAUCCUACCUUCCCCAGGAACGAUUUCGAUAAAUUCUCCAUCGAGGACAUGGAUCAAGUUCUGAACCUGUUGUCUAAUUACAAGGGAGUUCCCAAAGCCUAUUUGGUGGAAAGACUGCAUUAGUUGAGUGGGAAUCUGGAAGACCUGGAUGGGUUUUUGAAGACCAAUGAUGACACCUAUUGCUUUUUGGAGGAGGAGGAUCACCUAUUGAGGGAGGAUCAGAACAAGGAGAGUCCAGCAAUCAGGGUUUUGAUUAGGAAGAAGGGCAUUUCAAGAGUUUAGAGGAGAUUAAAAUACUUGGGGAAUUGA